Messenger RNA from Chanos chanos (milkfish), 2610 nucleotides. RefSeq names its product calreticulin 3b (gene calr3b). Bases 106 to 1371 code for a protein of 421 amino acids. The transcript is spliced from 9 exons. Lineage: Eukaryota; Metazoa; Chordata; Actinopteri; Gonorynchiformes; Chanidae. Gene Ontology annotation, molecular function: calcium ion binding. Gene Ontology annotation, biological process: protein folding; ERAD pathway. Gene Ontology annotation, cellular component: endoplasmic reticulum membrane; endoplasmic reticulum. The record is from RefSeq and is a predicted model, not a curated record.
UUCUCUGAAAUUGCCAAUAAACCUUCCAAGAUCACGGUGAUUUGGGCAGAAGUCUGACAGUGUAGACAAGUGUGCAUUCGUGAGGUGUUUCAGCAAACAGCGAAAAUGCGAAGCGUAGCUUUGUUUACGAUAUUUUCAGCCGCACUGUUAAUACAUUCAAUCGACGGUACUGUGUUUUUCAAAGAGCAGUUUCUUGAUGGAGAUGCCUGGAAGAGCCGCUGGGUAAACUCUGAGCACAAGUCAGACUAUGGUCAAUUUAAGCUAACUUCUGGAAACUUCUAUGGAGAUGUAGAGAAAGACAAAGGGCUGCAGACCAGCCAGGACGCACGCUUCUAUGCUCUGUCUGCCCGCUUUGAGCCCUUUAGCAAUGAGGGGAAAUCCUUGGUUAUUCAGUUUACAGUCAAACAUGAACAGAAGAUUGACUGUGGUGGCGGAUACGUCAAGGUCUUCCCUUCUGAUCUCAAUCAAGCUGACAUGCAUGGAGACUCACAGUACUACAUCAUGUUUGGACCUGAUAUCUGUGGAUACAGCACCAAGAAAGUCCAUGUCAUCUUCAACUACAAAGGCAAGAAUCACCUCAUCAAAAAGGAGAUCAAGUGCAAAGACGAUGAGCUGACUCACCUGUACACACUGAUUCUGAACCCUGAUCAGACCUAUGAGGUUAAGAUUGACAACGAGAAGGUGGAAUCUGGAUCCUUUGAGGACGACUGGGAUUUCUUGCCACCUAAAAAGAUCAAGGACCCCAAUGCUAAGAAGCCAGAGGACUGGGAUGACCGUGCUAAGAUCGACGAUGCCGAGGACACUAAGCCAGAGGACUGGGACAAACCUGAGAACAUUCCUGAUCCAGAUGCUAAGAAGCCAGAUGACUGGGAUGAGGAUAUGGAUGGAGAAUGGGAGCCCCCUAUGAUUCCAAACCCAGAUUAUAAGGGAGAGUGGAAACCCAAGCAGAUUGAUAACCCCAAUUACAAAGGUGCUUGGGUCCACCCUGAAAUUGAUAACCCUGAGUACAGUCCUGAUUCUAACAUCUAUAAGUUUGACAGUAUUGGAGUGAUCGGACUGGAUCUCUGGCAGGUCAAGUCUGGCACUAUUUUCGACAACUUCCUUAUAUCUGAUGAUGUGAAAGAAGCAGAAGACUUUGGGAAUGAAACUUGGGGAGUUACCAAGGGACCCGAAAAGAAGAUGAAGGAGGAGCAGGAUGAGAAGAAAAGGAAAGAGGAGGAAGAGAAAAACAAAGAGCAGGACACUGAAUCGGACGACGAUGAGGAUGAGGAGGAGGAAGAAGAGGGAGGACAGGAAGAGGAGGAGGAAGAGGACAGUGAAGAGCCUCCUAAAGAGGACGAUGAAGAUGAUGAUGCACACGAUGAACUCUAAACCAGGAUGGAGGGUCUCUCUCCACAAUGCACAUUCAGUGGUUUCCAGGGAUAGGAGGGCGGGGCAUCAUUCUGAAGUGAUGUCAUUUGGAAUGUGACUCAGUCCCAGUCACUAUUACAUAUAUAUAAAUUUUUUUUUUUUUUUUUUUUUUUUUUACAGGGAUAGAGGGAGAGUGGUACAAUUAUUGACUUAAUGGAUAUUUCUGGGUUAAAAAUUUCCUGCAUUUCCCUCUCCCCAACCAUAUCAUGGCAUAAAUGUUCCACAACAAAACUGCCCCUUCAUAAACUCCUUAAAUAUAACCGAUCAUAAUUGUUCGUCGUAAAGAUUAGGCAUCUCCCCUCUGAAUGUUUUGGCUCCAGGGCCACACCGUCACUCUAAUAAGCAGUCAAAUGUCAUCCGAUUAACAGAGCUUUCCUUAAGUGUAGAAGGAAAAUGCACACACACACACGCACACAUUUUCUCACAAUAAAUCCACGGAUGUAUGAAACUUAUCCUUCUCUAUUGAAGUUACUGGAAAGGUUCUAGGCGUGAAUCUUUGAGCCCUCCUGUUGAAAUCUGUUGUCUUAAGAUCUUUAUCAUGGUACAAAUUGCAGUCAGACAGCGCUGAAAGAGCAUCAGGUCUUUUGAGCCUUUACAAACAGUGCUGUUGUUUGAUAGCGUGGUUUGCCGAGGACAGCUAUCAUUACCCUGAGAAAAGAAAAGACGAUAUUUCACAGUAUCUUGUGUUCCAUGCAGAUUUUGUUUUUACUGUUGUGCAUAUGGAAUUUUGAAUUACAUAAAUGUCUUUUGGCACUGAUUUUUUUUUUUUAAAGCAAUGUACGUUUUGAUUUUUAUCCCAAACAAUAUGUUCUCGUAUAUUCCAUCUAUAUUUAUUACAAUGCCUAGUUGUAUGUUUGGAAAUUGUGUAUAAAAUUCAUUAUCCUUUUUGCAGAAUAAGUACUUCACACAAAGUCCCACUCAUUAAUUCAUCUGUCUGUUUUCCUUUUCUACAAAGAUAUCUGACUGUUAUUUUUUUACUUGAAAUUAAAAACUGCCUUAUAGAGGGAACGGUAUCCUUUUUUACAGAAAUAUCUCGAAGCCAUGGUAGAACUGCAGUCUACUCUCAUCACUGUGAAAUGUUGUCCCUGUGUGUUGAAAGUAAUCAUAGAAUUUGUUGUACUGCAAGUCUUUUUGACCGAGCAGUCUUUCAUGUGUCAGUGUCGUAAACGAUGCCAAAGUUUUAAUAAAUGAAUUUAUUAA